Messenger RNA from Aspergillus bombycis, 1437 nucleotides. RefSeq names its product cation diffusion facilitator family transporter. The transcript has a single exon. Gene Ontology annotation, cellular component: membrane. The coding region runs from base 1 to 1437 and encodes 478 amino acids. NCBI's taxonomy places the organism in Eukaryota, Fungi, Ascomycota, Eurotiomycetes, Eurotiales, Aspergillaceae. Gene Ontology annotation, biological process: monoatomic cation transport; transmembrane transport. The record is from RefSeq and is a predicted model, not a curated record. Gene Ontology annotation, molecular function: monoatomic cation transmembrane transporter activity.
AUGGACGAAUCUCACCUCCGCCAGAGCAUGUCUCAUCAUCCGUCCCCGUUCAACUCUCCCCAGCUUCCACACUCGCAUAUUCCAUCCACGCUUUCCUACAAUGAAGCAACCACCACCGCUCUAGAACCACAAGCGCCCCAACACCGUACCGGCAACACCAGUGAUGAAGAGGGUCAACCGCCGCCACGAUACACGCGCGAGAAUGAUCCCUUCCAGCUUGCCUCGAAGAUAAAGACCGAUGAAGAAAUCCGACAACUCCAUCCGCAAGCCAACACGGCCCGUAAACGCGACAGCUGCGCCCCGGGAGGACUCCUCCACGCAACUAAGAACCCCAAGAAGGCAUUGAACACAGCCAUCUCGUCCAGACAGCUACAAGGCUUCUACCACUCGCAAAAUGAGAACAUCGAGCGCAUGCUGAAACCCGUCGAAGAGCACGUCCGUGACGCCCGCGAAAUCAGCCUCAACAACCAACUCAAAUACAAAAUCGCCGUAUACGGCAGCUUCGCCGCGAACAUCAUCCUCUCCGUCCUACAACUCUACGGUGCCAUCGCGUCGGGCUCUCUCUCCCUCUUCACAACAAUGGCCGACGCCGUCUUCGACCCCAUGUCCAACCUUACCCUGCUCCUCUGUAACAAGGCUGUUAACCGCGUCGACCCCCGCAAGUUCCCCGCCGGCAAAGCCCGCAUCGAAACAGCCGGCAACAUCUGCUUCUGCUUCCUCAUGACGGCCGUCUCGUUCAUCAUCAUCGCCUUCUCCAUCCGUGAACUCGUCCAGGGGUCCGAGUCGGAAACUGGCGAUUUCCACCUGCCCUCCGUCAUCGCUGUUAUCGUCGCCUUCUGCACCAAGUUCGCCCUCUUUGUAUACUGCUUUGCGCUGCGCCACCAGGUCUCCCAGAUCCGCAUCCUCUGGGAAGAUCACCGUAAUGACCUUUUUAUUAAUGGGUUCGGUAUCCUGACCUCCGUCGGUGGAAGUAAGCUGCGCUGGUGGAUUGAUCCUAUGGGCGCUAUUAUUCUCUCCGUCUUGGUCAGCUGUCUUUGGCUUUAUACUGCCUAUCAUGAGUUUCAACUUUUGAUUGGUGUCACUGCUGAUACUAAAAUGCAGCAGCUGAUUACCUAUAUCUGUAUGUCCUAUUCCCUUUUCAAUUUUGCCCUGCCAGAGUCGAAUGCGCACGUGCUAAUAGAGAUUUUCCAAUCAGCAAUGACCCACUCCCCCUUCAUCACGGCCAUUGAUACCGUCCGCGCUUACACCUCCGGACCCCGUCUGCUCGUUGAAGUCGACAUCGUCAUGGACCCUAAUGAUUCCCUCCGCGCGACUCAUGACGUCGCCGAGGAACUGCAGAUGAAGCUAGAGUCCUUGCCUGAUGUGGAGAGGGCGUAUGUGCAUGUUGACUAUGAGACGACGCAUAAGCCGGAGCAUUUCCUGAAGAAGGAAUUAUAG